Messenger RNA from Vicugna pacos (alpaca), 1149 nucleotides. The record is from RefSeq and is a predicted model, not a curated record. Lineage: Eukaryota; Metazoa; Chordata; Mammalia; Artiodactyla; Camelidae.
AUGCACAAGGCUGACCUGAAGUUUCAUACCCAAAGAGGUAGUGAAUCUGGCAUUGGCCAAAAGGUUGCUGAGACCAGCAAUUUUGCACCAUCUCCUCAUGGAAUGGAGAGAAGAGACAAAGCUGAGGCAGCCAGGAUUGAAAAAGUUGUGAACUGCUUAUACAAAAACUCCAAUGCACUUUUUAUGCUGGUUUGCUUUCAGUCAGGAGGUGGCUCCACUUAUUUUGCCAGAUGGGGCAAAAAGUUUCCUAAUUCAAUAGAAGUCUACAUUUAUUUCCCUAUCUGUCCUAGGAUCUUCCUUGUUGCUGGAUGGGGAAUGGAGAUCGAUCAUGGCAUCGUCACAGAAUCUCUCUCGCCGUCCGCAUGUAUUAGAUGUCUUUCUCCAACUCCAGCACACGCCAUAAGGCUUGCUGGAUGAGAAAGUCCGCUUGAGGAAUCUUUUGCAAGUGACAUCUACCAGGUUGUUGAUGAAAUUACCUAUGCGCUACUGCCAGUCCUCCAGAGUAAAACAUUUUCAUUUUUUGGCCAUAGGUAUUUGACAUCUGUUUUGAAAGACAGCUGGGGAGUUUCUUCAAUCACAAACCCACGGUUCAUGUUGCUUGCCUUUGUUUGGGUGACAUUGCUUCCUCCCUCAUGGGGCCCAUCCUGCGUUCCUGAUGGCGCUUCACCGAAAAGGAAAAUCCGGAUUUGCAUCCCUGAAGCUGACAGUUUGUCAAAAGAGCAAGUUGUCUGUUUCAUAAAGGAUUUUGGAGGCAUUCCCAAUGAACUUAUUGAUGACAGGGAACUUUUACGACAAUGUAGUCCCAAAGUGCUGGCAGAUGCACACAGUGCUAUUAUUAACAGGAAAAGAUUCUGGGGUGUAAAUUAUAAAGUUACCUUUUAUGUUUGCAGCUUUGAUACACCCUCGGAGAUUGUUCUGUCUUGUGACUUAACACGCUCCACUGGAUCUGAAGAUACAGUAAAGGAUAUGCAAGGUGAAGCUGUUUUAUGGUUUGGGUUGUUUACUUUUAGCCUGAAAGAUGUAACCAGUGGAAGCUUUGACACUCAUGUACUUCCAGGACACCACUUCCAUCUCGUGCAACCUUCCAAUGAGACCUUCCUCACGAACUACAUAAUCUAGUGUCUGGAACUACUGAUGCUCAACUGUUAG